Messenger RNA from Misgurnus anguillicaudatus (oriental weatherfish), 1110 nucleotides. Its product is annotated as fucolectin-1-like. The record is from RefSeq and is a predicted model, not a curated record. Lineage: Eukaryota; Metazoa; Chordata; Actinopteri; Cypriniformes; Cobitidae.
GUCUAUGUUUGAUUCAUUUAUACCUCACAUGUUAUAGGACAUCAUCUGUUCAACAGUAAAGAUGUGGAUGUCUGGACUUCUCUUUGUACUUUUAGGAAUGGAUGUUUACUAUUCUCAAUCAGACCCAUCAGAGAAUUUGGCAUUACGAGGAGAGGCUGUACAAUCAUCCACAAACCAAGCUUGGAUAGCAGCAUGGGCCAUUGACUCGAAUCCCUUAACCUUCACCCAUACGCUCCAAUCUGAUAACCCGUGGUGGAGACUAGAUCUGCUGGAUUCUUACUACAUCUCUCAAGUCGUCAUCACUAACAGAGGAGACUGCUGUCCAGACCGACUUAACAAAGCAGAAAUUCAUAUCGGAAACUCUUUGGAAAACAAUGGCAACAAUAAUCCCAGAUGUACAGUGCUGAAUAAAAUUGGUCAAGGUCAGUCUGUGUCCGUGUCCUGUCACAAUAUGAAGGGACGAUAUGUGAACAUCAUCAUACCUGGAAGUUCAAAAAUUCUUUCUCUUGCUGAAGUGGGGGUGUAUAAGAAAGAUUAUAUAGGAAAAACCUUUGUGAAGAUAAAAUUUCUCUCCAGUGUCAAUGUAACUGAUCCAGCAGUCAGCGACACAGUUCUUGAUCAGCUGAAGACCGCUUUGACUUCUAAAGGACUCUCAAAUGUCACACUGACCUGGACCAAACUCCCUCAGAAAGUUGAAGUUAAACCGGAGAUCAAACUGGUUGGGCCAUGUGUUAAAGAACCUGAAUAUCCUGAAUCAACAAAAGUACUCUUUGAUGAAAAAGACUUAGUUUAGUUAAAGUUAUAUUUGUUUGUUAUUUUAGUUUAGUUAAAGUUAUAUUUGUUUGUUAUUUCAGUUUAGUUAAAGUUAUGUUUGUUUGUUAUUUUAGUUUAGUUAAAGUUAUAUUUGUUUGUUUCUUUUAGUUAUUGGUAACUGAUUGGUGUGAUGAUUUUCUUUAAUUCUCUUCUUCAUCAUUUUAAAUCAUUUGUAGUUAAUCAAUGGUAAUGGGUUUGUCCUCUGCCCUACACUGACGUCUUUGGUCUUCUCCAGAAUGCCAUAAAACUAAAGACGACAUAGUGUCAAUAAAAUAAAAUAAAUGAACAACUGAUAAA